This is a messenger RNA of Manis pentadactyla (Chinese pangolin), 1217 nucleotides long. It is a transcript of the gene ATP5PB, whose product is annotated as ATP synthase peripheral stalk-membrane subunit b. The record is from RefSeq and is a predicted model, not a curated record. The coding region runs from base 114 to 884 and encodes 256 amino acids. Gene Ontology annotation, biological process: proton motive force-driven ATP synthesis. Gene Ontology annotation, molecular function: proton transmembrane transporter activity. Lineage: Eukaryota; Metazoa; Chordata; Mammalia; Pholidota; Manidae. The transcript has 7 exons.
ACGACGUUCUCUUCUCGCGAGACUUCUGAGCGACCAUCUUGCUCCUGCCCCUGAGAGAUUCACCCGUCGGGGUCACUGGGACGCCAAGACCGCGGCUUAGACCCUCGUUGACCAUGCUGUCUCGGGUGGUACUUUCUGCCGCAGCCACAUUCGCCCCUUCUCUGAAGAACGCAGCCCUCCUCGGUCCAGGGGCAUUGCAGGCAGCAAGGAUCUUUCACACUGGGCAGCCAAAUCUCGCCCCUGUACCACCCCUGCCUGAAUAUGGAGGAAAAGUUCGUUUGGGACUCAUCCCUGAGGAAUUCUUCCAAUUUCUUUAUCCUAAAACUGGUGUAACAGGACCCUAUGUGCUUGGAACUGGGCUUAUCUUGUAUUUUCUAUCCAAAGAAAUAUAUGUGAUUACUGCAGAGACCAUGACUGCCAUAUCAACAAUAGGGUUUCUUAUCUAUAUAGUUAAAAAAUAUGGUGCUUCUAUUGGAGAAUUUGCUGACAAACUGAAUGAGCAAAAAAUUGCCCAACUGGAAGAGGUGAAACAGGCGUCCAUUAAACAAAUCCAGGAUGUCAUUGACUUGGAGAAGUCACAGCAGGCACUGGUUCAGAAGCGCCAUUACCUUUUUGAUGUCCAGAGGAAUAAUAUUGCUCUGGCAUUGGAGGUUACUUACCGGGAACGGCUGCAUAGAGUAUACAAGGAGGUAAAGAGUCGCCUGGACUAUCAUCUCUCUGUGCAAAACAUGGUACUUCGGAAGGAACAAGAGCACAUGAUAAACUGGGUGGAGAAACACGUGAUACAGAGCAUCUCUGCCCAGCAGGAAAAGGAGACAGUUGCCAAGUGCAUUGCAGAUCUAAAGCUGCUCGCCAAGAAGGCCCAAGCACAGCCAGUUCUGUAAAUGCUUCUGUCCCAGUUGGGGCAGCUAGGACCUGCUGACUGGCUAAAUGGAAACCAGUCUAUGUGACAGGACCUUUCUGUAUUGCUGUCUACUGAAGUUAUAGUUAACCUUUCCUAAAAAUGGAAAGCUUUAGUUUCAUAUAAUGAAAGAAUUAAAACAAUCUAAUGACCAGUGAAAUGUUUCUCAUCUUUGCUCUGCAUUUUGAGUUGUUCCAUCAUCACUUUUGAAUAAGCAUUUUGCUCUUAAAAUUUGGUGCCUGAAGAUGACCAAAUUACAGUUUAAAUUUGUAACUGAUUUACCAUCUUGCAAUAAAGUGAUGGCUGAAACAAGGUU